AUGAGCAGACCCAAGGUGUUGUUGCUGGGCAUCGUUGAGCAUGCCCACGAGACUUGGGCAUCGCUCAGCAGCAUUGCCGACAUUGUGACGGCCAAAUCCACCAAUCGUGCCGACUUCAUUGGGGAGUGUAACUCUGGAGCACUCGACGGGGUGGUUGUGGCUUAUCGAACCUUUGACUCCAGCUCGAUCACAGGCCCUGUGGACGCAAAGCUGGUGCCGCACCUGCCGUCGUCCUUGCGCUUCAUCUGUCACAACGGUGCGGGCUAUGACAGCAUUGAUGUCACUGCAUGCACUGAACGAGGAAUUCAUGUGUCCAACGCACCCACCGCAGUUGACGACUCCACGGCUGACACAGGCAUAUGGCUCAUGCUCGGUGCGCUACGGAAUUUCAAUGCCUCGCUUCUCAAUCUCCGUAGGGGCGAGUGGCGUGGCGGCAAGACGACGUUGGUACCGCCACUGGGACACGACCCUCAGGGAAAGACGCUUGGAAUCCUAGGUAUGGGCGGCAUUGGGCGCAACAUGGCCAUCAAGGCUCGCGCAUUCGACAUGCGCAUCCUUUAUCAUAACCGCACUCGCUUGGAUCCGGCACUCGAACAGGAACUCGAAGUAGAGUACAGAAGCUUUCAAGACUUGUUGCAAGAGAGCGACGUCUUGAGUCUCAAUCUGCCCUUGAACCCGGCGACACGACACAUUAUUUCCACGGCACAAUUCGGAUUAAUGAAGCCGGGUGUUGUGAUUGUGAACACCGCUCGCGGUGCCGUCAUAGACGAGGCGGCUCUCGUGGCUGCUCUCGACUCCGGCCAUGUAGCGUCGGCUGGCCUGGACGUUUUCGAAAACGAACCGGAGAUCCAUCCUGGACUUCUUGCUAACGAGAAGGUUCUGAUCGUCCCACACAUGGGAACUUAUUCCAUCGAGACGCAGACCAAAAUGGAAGAGUGGACCAUUUCUAAUGUCCGCAUGUCGUUGCAAGAGGGUAAACUACGCAGUAUCGUACCAGAGCAAAGACAUUUGCAACAUUAG
Molecule: messenger RNA, 1020 nt
Organism: Pestalotiopsis fici W106-1
Lineage: Eukaryota; Fungi; Ascomycota; Sordariomycetes; Amphisphaeriales; Sporocadaceae
Exons: 3
Coding region: 1-1020 (339 amino acids)
Cellular component (GO): cytosol
Molecular function (GO): glyoxylate reductase (NADPH) activity; NAD binding; hydroxypyruvate reductase [NAD(P)H] activity
Source: RefSeq, a predicted model, not a curated record